AUGGGUGCCGUGAUAUCGGGAGAGUGGAGUUCAGUCACUCCACAAGAUGUGACAGCGCAGAAUGGUUUGUGUGCACAGAUUCCGUGUCACUACAGGUACCCGUCGCAUCUAAACAAUAAACCACGGAUUGGAAUUUGGUUUAACAGUGAGACGAACGACAAAAAUGUAGCCUUACACUCCAAGAAUUCCAGCAAUGAAUCAACACAGUUUCGCCAUCGGACCCGGCUGUCAGGAGAUCUGGGAGACGACGGCUGUUCCCUGGUUAUAGACAACGUCACGCAGCAAGAUGCAGGUCCUUAUUUUUUCAGAGUUAAUUUUGGAGGGGGAGAUCGUUUCAACUACUACCCUGUAACACAGCUCCAUGUUACUGAUUUCACAGAUAAACCCACGAUAUUCUCUGCUGAAAUGGUGGCAGGUCAGCCUGUGAACGUGACCUGCUCCUUCAACACCACAUGUAAUGGAACGACACCCACCCUAACCUGGGUCACCCCCGCUGGUGAACCACCUUCAGCCUCACACAGAGUAACUCAGUGGGGAGACACUUGGACAUAUACUUCUGUUCUGUCCCUGACACCAGCGCUCAAAGAUCACGGACAAAACCUCACCUGUAGAGUCAGAUACCCAACUGUCUCAUCCGAGCAGAUCCACACACUGAAUGUACAAUACGCUCCCCAGAAUCUCUCAAUCACUUCCCCCGACAACGUGAACAAUUCCUGGAUGCUCCACAGAAUCUCUCAAUCACUUCCCACGACGACGUGA
Messenger RNA from Amblyraja radiata (thorny skate), 759 nucleotides. RefSeq names its product myeloid cell surface antigen CD33-like. Lineage: Eukaryota; Metazoa; Chordata; Chondrichthyes; Rajiformes; Rajidae. Gene Ontology annotation, biological process: cell adhesion. The record is from RefSeq and is a predicted model, not a curated record. Gene Ontology annotation, cellular component: plasma membrane. Gene Ontology annotation, molecular function: sialic acid binding. The coding region runs from base 1 to 759 and encodes 252 amino acids. The transcript has 5 exons.